GGAUUGCCUUUUUAGGAGACACCUGAUCACUGCUGAAGUCACCGCCGCCCCAACACAAAGAAGCUGUGGCUGAUAGAGUGAUGCUUUUGAGUGUUUGUGUGUGCGUGUGAGAGUCCACCCUUAAUGAGAAACAAGCAGAGAGCUCUGAUGGUUGGAAGGACGGAAGAUUAAUAUAUAGAAGAGACAGAAGUCUGUGGUAGUUCUACGUCUAGUAGGAAUCUUAAAGGGCUGUUUGAAUUCUACAGGAGUUAAGAUUCAGAUUUGUUUGGACCAGGAGUCGUCCAAAUCCCGGGAGAGCUCAUUCGAGAGAUCUUGAUUUGAUCAGCUGGGACGAGCCCACGUGAGUGGAGCCCUGGACAUCAUGGAGAAAUUCAAGGCAGCCAUGGUUCUGGGUGCUGUUGGGGAUGCCUUGGGCUACAGAAAGGGCCGCUGGGAAGGCUGCAUCUCAGGCAAGAAGAUCCAGGAGGAGCUGGCCUCCCUCGGGGGACUCGGGGCCCUGAAACUGGACUCCGACAACUGGCCCCUGAGUGAUGCAACGCUGAUGCUCAUGACCACAGCAGAAGCUCUGAUAACAGAUUACUGGUGUCUGGAGGACCUGUAUCGGGAGCUGGUGCGUCUCUAUGUUGAUGCCAUGGUGUCCCUCCAGGGCAGAGCCCCUGAUCCUGCCACAGUGGAGGGAUGUGUUCACCUCAAACCUCACAACUUCCUGCUCGCCUGGCACACACCCUUCAAUGAAAAAGGGUCUGGCUUCGGGGCAGCUGCUAAGGCCAUGUGUGUGGGUAUGAGAUACUGGCAGCCUGAGAGACUAGAGAACCUGGUGGAGGUCAGCAUUGAAAUCGGCAGAAUGACACACAACCAUCCCACAGGUUUCCUUGGUUCCAUGACAACAGCACUGUUUGCCUCCUACGCGGUCCAGGGGAAAUCUCCUGUCACCUGGGGCCGGGAGCUCAUGAAGGUCAUCCCUCGGGCAGAGGAGUACUGCAGGAAGACCAUCCGACACAUGUCAGAGUAUCAGGAAAACUGGUUCUACUUUGAGGCCAAGUGGCAGUUUUACCUUGAAGAGAGACAGAUAGAAACAGAAGAACAGAACAAACCUUUGUUCGCUGAUCGCUAUGAUGCUGAGGAGACAGACAAGAUAUAUAAACGUUGGAGCUCAGAGGGCCUUGCGGGUCGCAGGGGUCACGAUGCCCCCAUGAUAGCCUACGAUGCCCUUCUGGCUGCGGGGAGUGACUGGUCUGAGCUGUGUAAACGAGCCAUGUUCCACGGAGGUGAGAGUGAAGCCACAGGCCUGAUCGCAGGUUGUCUCUAUGGCCUCAUGCACGGCCUGAGCCAGCAGGUUCCCUCAGGCCUUUACCAGGAUCUGGACAAAAGAGGGCGUCUGGAGGAGCUGGGGGAGAAGCUGUACAAGGCAGCAUCUACAGAGAAAAUAGACAAGUAAUCCUGAUCUUCACUGGCCUGAACCCUACUGGCUAUCAGCGGAACUGCACAUGACUCUAAAACUGCUUCCCUAUGUCCCACACCACCCUCUAGUCCUCCUUGGUAGUGUCUCAAUUAUCUUAGUGGCUUUCUGUUCUCUCCUCACCUAUCUUGCCCUCUUCUCCUUGAUGUUUGCUGCAGCCCACUGUCCACACAUCUGACAUGAAUGUUUUCUACUAGAUCAUGACGCUCUUACUACAUCUGGAAUCAGUUUAUAGCAGGGGAUCUGGCACAGUUUGACCUCUUGGGCAACUUAAUCCUGCAAAGACUCAUCUCGCUUAGAGUAACACUAUGUCACUUUUACUGAGCAACAGCGCCACACAUGCUGCCUAAUUCUGUUGGGCUGAGGUCGGACUGAGUAGUCCCCACAAACUGAACUGAAACACAACUGAAAGAUAGAUAUUCCUUCUUCCUGAACACGAAGAGCUGCAGCUGUAACAAACUCACCAAACUCUGUUCAGAAUUCUUCACAUUUUAUAAGUUUCCGCACUGAGUAUUUGAGAUAAACGCUAAGAAUCACAUCGCUUUAAUGACUUCUUUGUCUUUUCAACUGAUCUACAGCUCAGCGUAACAAAGCUGCAUAGUGUUGCUUCAAAUUCAAAUAACAGAACUGGGGGAAAGAAAAUUCCCAAAACAGUUAAUUAGGAAUUGUGCACUAACAACCAGAAGAUAAUUUCCUUCUCUUAGGCUAACCUGUAUUAACAUUAAGCACAAAGUUGUAUUGUGGAGUAAUUUAAUAUAAAUGAGCAAACAAUGUCCACUGUGGCUUCUGAAGUUCUCAACAUUAGGCUCAUUAAACCUGAUUUUCUGCUUUUAUCUAAAAAUAUUAACUGAAUCACUGUAUAACUAUCUUUAGCUGAUCAGUGCAUGUAAAGGUGGUUGAAAUUAUGAAAUGAUUUAGCAUACCUGUAUGAAGUUGAAGAAUAGUAAUUGUUUUCUUUUAAUAUGUAUCACUGUUUGCACUGUGAUGCUCUUAUCAGGUACAGUGUACUUUAUUGUGAAAGCACCACGACAUGGUGGAUAUUAAUAUGACAUGACAAUUAAAAUUGACUCCGAUAUUUGUCACG
Molecule: messenger RNA, 2543 nt
Organism: Hippoglossus stenolepis (Pacific halibut)
Lineage: Eukaryota; Metazoa; Chordata; Actinopteri; Pleuronectiformes; Pleuronectidae
Gene: adprhl1
Product: ADP-ribosylhydrolase like 1
Exons: 7
Coding region: 362-1438 (358 amino acids)
Biological process (GO): protein de-ADP-ribosylation
Molecular function (GO): ADP-ribosylarginine-[protein] hydrolase activity; magnesium ion binding
Source: RefSeq, a predicted model, not a curated record